This is a messenger RNA of Closterium sp. NIES-65, 1707 nucleotides long. The record is from the annotation of a GenBank genome assembly. Lineage: Eukaryota; Viridiplantae; Streptophyta; Zygnematophyceae; Desmidiales; Closteriaceae.
AUGCUCGCGAUCCCUAGCUCCCACCAUCUCUAUCUCCCCCUCGCAUUCACGCUCUCCCUCGGUCCCAUUCUCUCUCCGUCGCAUUCGCGCUCCCCCGUUGUCCCGUUCUCCCUCUCCCUCGCAUUCACUAUCUAUGUCUAUGUUGCGCUCUCUAUCGUUCGCAUUCGAUCUAUCCGUCUCUCUUGCUCUCUUCCUCUUUCGCAAUCUCCCUCUCCGGCACACCCGUGCUCUCUCUCGGCGCAUUCGCUCUCUCUGUCUCUACCGUGUGCUCCCCCGUUCGCAAUUGCCACCUCAGACUCUCCCGUGUACUCCCCCGGUCGCAUGCGCGCGCUUCUCGCUCCCGUGCUCUCUCCUUUUCGCGUUCGCUCUCUCCGUGUAGGCCCCUGUUCUCUCACAGUCGCAUUUGCGCGUACCGUCUCUCCCGUGAUCCCUCCCUUUUGCAUUUACUCUCUCCGUCGCUGCCGUGCUCUUUCUCGCUCGCUUACGGUGCUCUCGCUCGGUCGUAUUUGCCAUCUCAGUCGCUACCGUGCUCACCCCCGGUCGCAUGCGCGCGCUUCGUCGCUGCCGUGGUCUCUCCCCUCCACGUUUGCUCUCUCCGUGUUUCCCGUGCUCUCUCUCGGUCGCAUUAGCACGCUCUGUCCAUCCCGUGCUCUCUCUCUUACGCAUUUGCGCGCUCCGUCCCUCCCGUCUGCACUCCGUUUUGCAUUCUUACGAUCUGUUAACCUCUUUCGCUAUCCGUUUCGUAUAUCCGCGCUCCGUCCCUCCCGUCCGCAUACACCAGUCCCCUUCACGCACUACGCCCGUCCCGUCCGCUCUAUCACGGUCGCAUUCUCUCUCUCUGUCGCUCUCGUGCGUUCCCACAGUCGCAUUCACAUGCUCCGUCGCAUUCACGCGCUCCGUCCCUCCCUUGCACUCCCACCGUUGCAUUCACGCACUCCGACUCUCCCGUGCGUUCCCACCGUCGCAUUCACGCGCUCCGUCCCUCCGUUGCUCUCCCACCGUCGCAUUUUCGCGCUCUGUCCCUCCCAUGCAUUCCCACCGUCGCAUUCACGCGCUCCGUCCCUCCGUUGCCCUCCCACCGUCACGUUUUCGCGCUCUGUCCCUCCCGUGCGUUCCCACCGUCGCAUUCACGCGCUCCGUCCCUCCGUUGCUCUCCCACCGUCGCAUUUUCGCGCUCUGUCCCUCCCGUGCGUUUCCACGGCCGCAUUCACGCGCUCCGUCCCUCCCUCCGUUUCUCUCACAGUCGCAUUCACGCACUCCGUCCCUCCCUUGCGUUCCCACGGUCGCAUUCUCUCUCUCCGUCCCUCCCGUGCGUCCCACGGUCGCAUUCACGCGCUCCGUCCCUCCCGUGCGUUCCCACAGUCGCAUUCUCUCUCUCCGUCCCUCCCUUGUGCUCCCACGGUCGCAUUCUCUCUCUCCGUCCCUCCCGUGCGUUCCCACGGUCGCAUUCUCUCUCUCCGUCCCUCCCUUGCUUUCCCACCGUCGCAUUCUCUCUCUCCGUCCCUCCCUUGCUCUCCUACCGUCGCAUUCUCUCUCUCCGUCCCUCCCUUGCUCUCCUACCGUCGCAUUCUCUCUCUCCGUCCCUCCCUUGCUUUCCCACCGUUGCAUUCUCUCUCUCCGUCCCUCCCUUGCUCUCCUACCGUCGCAUUCUCUCUCUCCCCUCUCCUACACUCUGCCCCACUCGCUCACCCUUCCCCUCCCUGUUAA